Messenger RNA from Cyprinodon tularosa, 1569 nucleotides. RefSeq lists its product as uncharacterized. Bases 175 to 1569 code for a protein of 464 amino acids. NCBI's taxonomy places the organism in Eukaryota, Metazoa, Chordata, Actinopteri, Cyprinodontiformes, Cyprinodontidae. The transcript has 11 exons. The record is from RefSeq and is a predicted model, not a curated record.
GGAGCGGAUGACACGCACACACAGCCUCUGUUUCUCACAUAGAGAGGAGAGAAGGACAGUGAGGGAGACAAGAGUGGAGAGAAGAGGAGAAGCAGAGGGGAGAACAGCGGAGAAAUGCCUGCUGGGCGGAUGGAUCUGAUUCUCCCAGAGCUGCACGAGCCUCUAUAAGACAACAUGGGCUGCAUAGGAUCCAGGACGAUCACAGCAGAUGCGGUGCCAGUACGGAAAGAUGGAGAUCAGCAUGGCCGUACCGAGUUUUCCUGGGAAGGAAUCAAUUUGUCUAUGGAGGAUACUACUUCUAUUCUACCACGACUCAAGAGGAAUUCCGCCAACAGUUAUGGGAUUGGUGCCCUGGCUAAGUCCUCUCUGACAGGUGUGUCAGGUGUGACCCGGUCCAUGAAGGACAAGGUGACCAAGCCCACUGCCAUGGCCCAGGGUCGGGUCGCCCACAUGAUCGAGUGGCAGAGUUGGGGAAAACCAUCGGCGGGGCCGUUAGGGGGCGCGGGUCAUACCAAUUUGCAGCGACAAAAAGAGAGGAGGAUGGAAAACGACGCUUACAGCGACCUCAGUGAUGGCGAGAAGGAGGCUCGCUUCGCAGCAGGUAUCAUGCAGCAGUUUGCGAUCUCUGAGGCGACUCUGUUUGGCUGGAACUCGAUGGAUGGGGAGAGUAUGGGUGCCGGCUCCAACCAGGGCAGCGUCGCUCACCUGAGUCAGGUCAACCAGGAGAGUAUUACCAGCAGAGACCAGGUGUUCCAUCACUCCUCUGCAGAGGUCUGGCCUCACACCUACAUCUCACAGGGACUGUACUGCCUGUCUUCCUCUGAUGCCUGGGACCCAAUCACCAGUCAGCCUUCAGGCCUGGUCUCCCCUGCAGCAGGCUCCUACAUUAUGGCUGCCGGUGGUGGCAGUGGAGCAGGGGGAACCCCUGGAGAUGGGUAUGAGGGCACGGUAGGCAGUUACCUUCAGCAGAACCAGAGUCAGCUUACACUGCAGCAACAAAGUCAACUCCAGCAGCUACAACAGAUUCAUCAUUACCAGCAGCAACAGUUUCUGCAAUACCAACAACAGUCGUCAGAGCACAGGCUACACAGUGCCUCCCCUUCCCUCCAAGUCACUCCCAACAGCACCAUCCAUAGUCUGGGUCCUCCUACUCACCCCCGGAUAGCAGACCUGUGGGGGGCGGCGCAGGUAGAGGCCCAUCAGGUGGAGAUUGUUGGGCAGCUGAGUGCACAGAUGCUUGACAUGGUUGGAGGUGUGGUAGAGACGGUUGGAGAGGAGCCAGAACCUGAAACUGAAGGCAUUCUUGAGCAAUACGAUGAGGAAGAAGAACUGACGAGGGUAGAAGAAGUAACAAUCACCUUAGAGCCAGAGCCAUGCUCUCUAACACCAUCACCAAUGAGGGAGGAGGCUCCGCCCACAAGAGGUUCAAGCCCAGGCAUACCAGCGCAGACCACAGAACCUCUUUCAGAGAGAAUACCUUUCGAUGUCACCCCUUGCGUCGUCCAAUCCCUUGAAGAAAGAGACGAGGAAGCGGAGGAGGGCUCCAUUCUUGUUGUUGCAACAAACUGA